AUGCGAUGGAUGCGUGGGACCAUUCAUGUGAACGUUUGCUUAUACCAUAUAGAACCCAUCUUGAAGCGCCCAGUUAAGUCGAAGGCCAAGCAGAAGUCAAAAUUAAAUCUUUCCUUUGGAUCUGGCGAGACGUCAAUGACAGACGACGGCGAGCAAGAAAGCGAAGUUAUUAUUCCAAAACGACAUGGCCUCGGUCGCCAGGCUAUGGAGCGAAAUGCCGUACAGCGAAACUUAACACCGUCCAACGCUUCCGAGACACUCUCUGCUCGAGUCGGACAUGAUCAGGGCCGACCCAGCUAUAGCAAUGAUUAUCUCAAGGAGCUUCGAGACUCGACUCCCUCGACCCCAAAGGCCAGCACAGAUGACGAAAAAGAUCGGGCAAUCGAUAUUGCAGCAAAGUUCGGAGAGGUGAUGACAGUCUCUAGCUCCUCUGCAAUCCCCAGCGAAGCCGAGAUCCGUGAGAAGAAAGCUCGCCGAGCUCGAUUGGCAUUGGAGCACGGCGCAAAGGAGGAAGAUUUUAUCUCGUUGGAUAACCACAUGGCUGACCAAGAUGACGAUUGGGAUGCUGUUGUCCGUAGUGAGAAGGAACAACUAUCGGAUACCCGACUGGUUCGGGACGACGAGGAUUUUGCUGAGGGUUUCGAUGAAUAUGUCGAAGAUGGGAAGAUAUCCCUCGGGAGAAAGGCAGAACGGGACCAGAAACGCAAGGACCGUGAUGCAAUGCGAGAGCUCAUCAAUGACGCCGAAGGUGUUUCUGACGAUGAAGACUCUGACCUUGAGGAGAAAGCUGCGUAUGAGGCCGCUCAAACCAGAGCUGCUAUGGGCCACGGCAAACCUUCUGGCCUCGCUCGACCAGGCACUCCCCCUAAGGUGACGUCACUUCCCAAGCUCUCGAACAGUUUAGAGAGACUUCGUUUAUCUCUGGCGUCAAUGGAAACAGCCAAGACGCAGAUGAUCAGUAGGAUGGAGGAGCUGCGCAAGGAAAAGGCGGACAUCGCUGUUCGCGAGGUGGAGAUCCAGGGAAUGAUCAAAGAGGCCGGUGACAACUACGAGCGGCUCAAGAUGGAAGCCGGCGUCGAUCCUUCUUCGGAUGCAAAUGCAUCGGCAGGAGCUUUGGAACAGUCCCGCGGUCUGGAAAGCAUCGGUGCUCCCAUCGCAAAUUCCGAUUCCAGUUCUGGAGAGACCGAGGUAUGA
Penicillium atrosanguineum is the source of this 1194-nucleotide messenger RNA. RefSeq lists its product as uncharacterized. Gene Ontology annotation, biological process: spliceosomal complex disassembly. Gene Ontology annotation, cellular component: U2-type post-mRNA release spliceosomal complex. NCBI's taxonomy places the organism in Eukaryota, Fungi, Ascomycota, Eurotiomycetes, Eurotiales, Aspergillaceae. The record is from RefSeq and is a predicted model, not a curated record. The coding region runs from base 1 to 1194 and encodes 397 amino acids. The transcript has a single exon.